GAGCCCCGGCUUUAAUGAGCUGGCUCUCCUCCUCCGUGCAGGCUGCUCAGUGAAGGCACGUUCCAUUUUUCUUUCCCCCCUCUUCUCUCCUUCCAUUUUUUCCCUGAGACCGUGGAGAUGAUACGCGCCCCUGGGAAGAGACGAACACCACAGCCGAGCGAGCCGUCCCUGCGCUCCCGUGGAGUUGGUCGGAGCGAGGAGAAUGUCUCCCACUUCUGCCGGUUCUAACAUCUAAGUGCUGGAUUUGAGAGAGAUCUGCUUUUUUGAAAACCACUACGUGUUAUUCGUGAGGUUUCUGCCGCUCCAGGCUGUGAAGAUAUGCCAGAUAUCAGCGGAGGAUUCGUUGUGUUUCAAUAAGGCGCUUUGGUUUCGGCGUAAAAAGGACAAAAUUAGGCCAGUUCAUCCGCGGCGGCUGUUUGUGCUCCUUCACUGGUAUUUUUGAUUUCUCGUGGAUUUGUCCUUUCUUAUCGCGAAGGGACUGAUUUCACGGUGUCUAUUCAACAAGCUGCACUCGCUCCUGGCCGCAAAGCGAUGGGCGCAGUGUGUCUGAGCCAUCCACAGCGUCUUGGUUCCCCAGCCCCGCUUGUUGAAUCUCCUCCCUGGUGACAGGAAUGGCUUCGUAUUAACAAAACUUAACGCUGGUUCUAUAUCAUCGUCGGAUUGCAGACCCCGUCCUUCCCUUAAAAAGUUCGCCAUGGCUCGUCCCGGGGUGAAGCUGAGGCUGAGCACCGUGUGGAGAGCGCUUUGGCUCAUGGGCACCGUGGUGGAUUUCGCGCUGCCACAGGAGACUUACGCGCCACAUUCCAUCCGGACCGAGGGCCACCUGACCCUCGGAGGACUGUUCCCGGUGCACAGCCGCGGGGCCGACGGCACACCGUGCGGGGACCUCAAGAAGGAGAACGGCAUCCAGCGGCUCGAGGCCAUGAUGUACGCUUUGGACCAAAUCAACCAGGACGAGCAACUCCUGCCCAACAUUACCUUAGGCGCCCGGGUGCUGGACACUUGUUCGAGGGAUACCUACGCGCUGGAGCAGUCUUUAACUUUCGUCCAAGCCUUGAUCACGAAGGACACCUCCGACGUGAGGUGCACCAACGGGGAGCCCCCGGUGUUCGUGAAGCCUGAAAAAGUGGUGGGAGUCAUCGGCGCCUCGGCGAGUUCAGUAUCGAUUAUGGUCGCCAACAUCCUACGCCUCUUCCAGAUCCCGCAGAUCAGCUACGCGUCCACAGCCCCGGAGUUGAGCGACGACAGGCGCUAUGACUUCUUCUCGCGGGUGGUUCCUCCAGACUCGUUCCAGGCCCAGGCUAUGGUGGACAUCAUCCGAGCCCUGGGAUGGACGUACGUCUCCACCAUUGCCUCCGAGGGCAGCUACGGAGAAAAGGGAAUAGAGGCCUUCACACAACUCUCCAAAGAAGCAGGUGGGAUCUGCGUCGCCCAGUCUUUGAAAAUUCCCCACAACCCCAAGCUGGAGGAUUACGACAAAGCCAUCCAACAACUGCUGGAGACGCAGCACUCGCGGGCAGUCGUCAUCUUUGCCAGUGAAGAAGACAUACGGGGGGUUCUCAAUGCCACCAAGAGGGCCAAUCAGGUGGGCCAUUUCCUGUGGAUCGGCUCCGACAGCUGGGGAGCGAAGAGCAGUGCCAUCCACCAGCUUGAGGAUGUGGCGGUGGGAGCAGUCACUAUACUGCCCAAGCGCUCCUCCAUUAGAGGGUUUGAUGAAUACUUUACGGCGCUCACCCUUGAGAACAAUCGCAGGAACGUGUGGUUUGCUGAGUUCUGGGAAGAAAACUUUGACUGCAGGCUCCUCAGCGCCUCGAAGAGAGAGGACACCAGCCGCAAAUGCACAGGCCAGGAGCGCAUCGGGAUCAACUCCAAGUUCGAGCAGGAAGGGAAGGUGCAGUUCGUGAUUGACGCGGUGUACGCCAUGGCCCACGCGCUCCACAACAUGCAGAGGGACUUGUGUCCUGAUCAUCUUGGCAUUUGUCCACUAAUGGAGACUGCGGAAGGGAAGACGCUGCUGAAGUACAUACGCAACACCAGCUUCAACGGCAGCGCCGGCACCUCUGUUGUGUUUAAUAAGAAUGGCGAUGCUCCAGGACGCUAUGACCUGUUCCAGUUCCAGGUGACCAACUCCUCCACCCCGGAGUACAAGAUGGUAGGACAGUGGGUGGAGAAUCUCCAGCUCAGGCUGGAGGAGCUUCAGUGGCCAGAUGGGGAGCAGGAUGUGCCCAUCUCCGUGUGUAGUCUGCCCUGCAAGACUGGAGAGAGGAAAAAGCGGGUAAAGGGCAUGCCGUGCUGCUGGCACUGUGAGCUCUGUGAUGGUUACCAGUACCAGUACGACGAGACCUCCUGCAGACUGUGUUCCUACAACAUGAGGCCCAACCCCAACCGAACCGCCUGCCAGCCCAUUCCCAUCGUCAAGCUGGAGUGGCACUCACCCUGGGCGAUAAUCCCCGUCUUCCUGGCCAUGCUUGGAAUCAUCGCCACCAUCUUCGUCAUGGCGACAUUCGUGCGCUACAAUGAGACGCCCAUCGUGCGGGCGUCGGGCCGAGAGCUGAGCUACGUGCUGCUGACAGGGAUCUUCCUGUGUUACAUCAUCACCUUCCUCAUGAUCGCCAAGCCCGACGUGGCCGUGUGCGCCUUCAGGAGGAUCUUCCUGGGCCUGGGCAUGUGCAUCAGCUACGCCGCGCUGCUCACCAAGACCAACCGCAUCUACCGCAUCUUCGAGCAGGGCAAGCAGACGGUGACGGCCCCCCGGUUCAUCAGUCCCACCUCCCAGAUUGCCAUCACUUCCAGUCUGAUCUGCGUGCAGCUGCUGGGCGUGCUGGUGUGGUUCGCCGUGGACCCACCGAACACCAUCGUCGAUUACGAUGAGCAGAAAACCAUUAACCCCAAGCUGGCCCGCGGCGUGCUGAAGUGUGACAUCACAGACCUUCAGAUCAUUUGUUCACUGGGCUACAGCAUCUUGCUGAUGGUGACCUGCACCAUCUACGCCAUCAAGACACGGGACGUACCGGAAGACUUCAAUGAAGCCAAGCCCAUCGGCUUCACUAUGUACACCACUUGUAUAGUGUGGCUGGCCUUCAUCCCAAUCUUCUUUGGCACAGCCCAGUCGGCAGAGAAGCUGUACAUCCAGACCACCACCCUGACCAUCUCCAUGAACCUCAGUGCCUCCGUAGCACUGGGCAUGCUCUACAUGCCCAAGGUGUACAUCAUUAUCUUCCACCCCGAGAUGAACGUGCAGAAGAGGAAGCGUAGCUUCAAGGCUGUGGUCACAGCUGCCACCAUGUCGUCGCGUCUGUCCCAGAAGCCGAGCGAGAGGCCCAACGGAGAGGCCAAGACGGAGCUGUGUGAGACCCCCCCUGCUGACCCCAUGAGUCAAGCAACCAAGAAAACAUACGUGAGUUACAACAACCUCAGGAUCUGAUCUGCUUGCAAAUCAAUGCAGUUUGUCCUUUAUCUGUGAUUGAAAAGGGGAAGGGAGCGGUGGCGGAGCGGAGGAAGACAGACAGAGACAGGAGAGACAGCGCAGGCAUCCCAGCACCUGCAGUACCUAUGCACUCCAGGCCUGUGGAUAGCAUCCAACCUUCAUCCAGACAUGAUACAUGAGUCCUGGCAGAAACUAGCACAGCUGUAGGCCGGUGUGUUGUCGGGCCUCCAGA
Messenger RNA from Limanda limanda (common dab), 3659 nucleotides. RefSeq names its product metabotropic glutamate receptor 7-like. Gene Ontology annotation, biological process: G protein-coupled glutamate receptor signaling pathway; regulation of synaptic transmission, glutamatergic. The coding region runs from base 695 to 3424 and encodes 909 amino acids. Gene Ontology annotation, cellular component: membrane. Gene Ontology annotation, molecular function: group III metabotropic glutamate receptor activity. The transcript is spliced from 10 exons. The record is from RefSeq and is a predicted model, not a curated record. NCBI's taxonomy places the organism in Eukaryota, Metazoa, Chordata, Actinopteri, Pleuronectiformes, Pleuronectidae.